Molecule: messenger RNA, 5838 nt
Organism: Microplitis mediator
Lineage: Eukaryota; Metazoa; Arthropoda; Insecta; Hymenoptera; Braconidae
Gene: Ecr
Product: ecdysone receptor-like
Exons: 8
Coding region: 2071-4242 (723 amino acids)
Biological process (GO): positive regulation of transcription by RNA polymerase II; cell differentiation; negative regulation of transcription by RNA polymerase II
Cellular component (GO): nucleus
Molecular function (GO): ecdysone binding; nuclear receptor activity; RNA polymerase II cis-regulatory region sequence-specific DNA binding
Source: RefSeq, a predicted model, not a curated record
GCGCUUGCACUCUCAGCGAAUAGCUGAGACUGAGUGUAUGCAACAAUCCGGUCUUUAUCGUGUUAUUUUCUCCGGCAUACAUAAUAAUAAUAACAAUAAUAAUAAUAAUAAUAAUAACAAUAAUAACAACAAAUAAUUAAUAAUACCAACAAGCUUUAUUUGUACAACUGCCUAUUAUUGUAGUAGUGCUUAAACGUGUCAUCGUUGUAUCAACAAUUUAAUUAAAUAAGAAAAAAACAUUAAGGUGACGCGUUGUCGAUUGUGCGUAGUGGCGGGUAAAAUAAAUAAUUUAAAUAAUAAAUUAAAAAUUUAAAUAGUGUGAGAUUUAAAAUAAAAAUAACACCAAUUAUACGGAUAAGUGAUUAAAUAUUGGGAUAGAAAUGACGCGCCGGUGUGUUUAUCGCGUCGACGCAAACUUUUAUAUUUAGUGAAAUAAAUGUGUGUUAUUAUUUAUUAUUUUAUUAUUUAAAUUGAAAUAUUUUAAAAUAAAUUAGCGACAACUAACCCGAGACUUGUGUUAUUGUGUGCACGUGUGCGUUGUGUAAGUGUGGAGUUGGAGCUCGAUAUAUUAUUUUAUGAUAACGCGUGGAUUUUUAUAAACAGCUGUACACAUAUAUAUAUAUUUAUAUUUAUAUAUAUUUGUGGGACAAACUAUCGUUGGAAUAUAUCAUACGUUGGAUAUUGAAUUGACGAAACCAAAAAAAAAUAAUUUAUAAUUUGGAAAUGUGGCUCAGUGGCGAAACACGAGGAGGUGAUAAUUAUUUCUGACCUUGCGUUUGUUGGAUCCCGAAUAUAAGCUCGUGGAUUCCAUAAUAUUAUUGAUUAUAAAAUCAACUAAAUAUAAAACUAUAAGCAUAAUAAUUGCAUAAUAAAUCUUAGAAGCGUUACAAAUAAUCAUAAUAAUAUAUAUAUAAAUAUAUAUAAUAAUAAUAAUAACAAAAUACGAUUAAAGAAAAAAUAAUUACCGCGAUUAGUUAUAAUAUUAACUAAUAUAUAUAUAAUACAUAAAUAUACAUUAUUAUAUAUACCUUCUACCUUGAGAUAAAAUACCUCGUACCUACAAGUACCUUCAAACAUCUACCUUUCACAGCGCAAUAGUGCCUGGGUCACUAAAUUUAAAAAAAUAAUAAUAAUAAUAAAUUAGCAAAAAUUGUUACAGAAAAAAUUUCAUUAAAAAUAUUAAAUCUCAAUUCUGAUAUAAUCUGUUGCAUCUCUUUAUAUGAAGUAAUAAAUUUUUGAAAAAUUAAUUACGCGCAUUCAUGCGUUUGCGCGGUGUAAAUAUUUAAAUAAUUAAAGCUGAUAAUUUAAAGUGAAUUAAUUAAUAAAUAAGAAAUAAUAAUAAACUUUCCUCAAAACACUUAAUUGAACCAGGACAGCCAAGUACCUGCAGACAAAUAUAUUUAUAAAAAUUUAAAACAAUACUUCAACAAAAAAAAAGUAGUGGCUAAAGUUGAUACUUAAUCUUUGAGGAUUUUUGUGAAAUUUGUGGACAUUGGUGUCAUUCUGCUGCUUAUAGUUCUACGGAUACUUUAAUGCAAAUUAUUUCGAUAGUAUUUAGCUGCAACAACUGAAGAUAAUUUAGUAUGUUGCAUCAGUUGAGAUUGCGGACACUCGUCAAGCUACGAUAAUUAUCACAAAAGACAUUGUAAUUCAACGCAAUAAUUGUCAGUGAUGAAUUACAUCGUAAGAAUGAGUGAAAUUGAGAAUUCAAGUUGAGUCGCGUCAGCGACGUCAACGCAAAAAACACAAUAACUCAGCGUGACAGUGCGGAGACUUAUAAAUUCCAUAAAUCCUGUAUUCUACUGGAUUUAAAUUACAAAAAUAGAUCAUCAAUAUCCAGCAAGACGUCAAACCUAAACAGUCUUGGCGUGCCUGGAAGUGGUCAGGCAUCUGACCACAGGGAAUUAAGUAAUCGAGCACAUGAUGGAAAAAGACGAGGUGGGAUCACUAGCCAGCGUCAUGUUUUUUACGCGUUAUUAUUAUUCUAGUCCAUAGUAAUUUUUAAAAUAAUCCGCGUACUGACGUAACAUAAAACAUUAUCAAAUACACAUGAUAUAAAAAAAAAAUUGUAUGUGUUUAGGUCAAUUACAUGAUACCAUUGACGAAGUCUCGGUCAAUAUGCAUGGCGCUGCUAGUGGUUCUGGCUCGACAUCAGUUACCACAAAAAUUGAUCGUACAAGAGUUACGGUGACCAGCUUAGUGAACAGUAACGUGGCCGCAUCGCGGUAUCAUGAUUCUGUGGGUAACAAUAAUAACAAUAAUAAUACUAAUAAUAACAACAACAUCAACGCAACAACAAAUAUCAACGAAAACAGCCAUACCAUUAUUAAUAACAUCAACAACGUCAACAAUAACAUCAACAGCAAUAACAACAUUAGUACAAACGGUAUGGGAACUGGUGACAUUGCAUUGGCACCAACGUCCAGAAUGAGUCCACCCACGAGUAUGGACACGUCUGAAGGUACGACCUUAAUAACAACCGGGGAACCAACGAUGGUAGCGCCGAUGGUUAAACCCGAAAGUCCUGAUAUAGCGGCAGGAACGUCUAUUGGUUCGACGGCAUCCUCAACCGUUAGUGGACACACUGUUGUUGGUCCUGGUGGUUCACUAUUUGCUGGGAUUGCCAACAGCAAUAAGCGGCCGAGACCAGAUGACUGGUUGGCACCUAGCAGCCCUAAUUCGCCCCAAAAUCUUCCGGUAAGGCAUCUUGUUUAUACGACGCCCCAACAACAACUUUGUCAUACGCCGACGCCGCAGCAGCAGCAGCAGCAGCAACAACAGCAGCAGCAGCAACAACAGCAACAGCAGCAGCAGCAGCAACAGCAACAGCAGCAACCGACACCACCACCUCAAAAACAACAGGUGUUACAACAACAGCCGAGCAUGACACUGUCGACAUCCAUCAGCCAAACGGGACAACAGCCUAAUAAUAAUGGAUAUGUCAGUCCCAUGAGCUCGGGGAGUUAUGACCCUUAUAGUCCCAAUGGAAAAAUAGGGAGAGAUGACCUAUCGCCGCCGAGCUCGCUGAAUGGCUACAGUGCAGAUAGUUGUGAUGCUAAAAAGAAGAAAGGACCGACACCACGACAACAGGAAGAACUUUGUUUAGUUUGUGGUGACAGAGCGUCUGGUUAUCAUUACAAUGCACUGACGUGUGAGGGUUGUAAAGGUUUUUUUAGGCGAAGUAUUACUAAAAAUGCCGUUUAUCAGUGCAAAUAUGGUAAUAAUUGUGAAAUUGACAUGUAUAUGAGACGUAAAUGUCAGGAGUGUCGAUUAAAAAAAUGUCUGCAUGUUGGUAUGCGACCUGAGUGUGUUGUACCAGAGAAUCAAUGUGUUAUUAAACGUAAAGAGAAGAAAGCCCAAAAGGUAGGGGAAAAGGAUAAACCAAAUAGUACAACGAUGAAUGGCUCACCAGGUAGUUUAAAUAUUGAUCAAAUGGGUGUUAAAAUAGAACCUGCGGAAGCUGAAUGUUUAUCAAUGUCUGGUAGUAGUAUUGGAUUACCAUCAAGUUGGCCGAAUGGCGUAAAACCUGUUAGUCCUGAACAAGAAGAAUUAAUACGUAGUCUUGUUUACUUUCAAAGCGAGUAUGAGCAUCCCAGUGAAGAAGAGAUACGAAAGAUCACGUAUCAACCGACAGAAAGUGAAGACCCCAGUGACAUCAGGUUCAGGCAUAUAACAGAAAUCACAAUAUUAACAGUACAAUUGAUAGUUGAAUUUGCAAAAAGGUUAACGGGUUUUGAUAAACUUCUACGUGAAGAUCAGAUUGCAUUAUUGAAAGCAUGUUCAAGUGAAGUUAUGAUGCUGAGAAUGGCGAGGAAGUAUGACGUCGAUAGUGACAGUAUCGUGUUUGCAAACAAUCAACCCUACACACGUGAGAGCUACAGUCUCGCUGGUAUGGGUGAAACUGUCGAAGAUCUAUUACGUUUCUGUCGGCAUAUGUACAAUAUGAAAGUUAAUAAUGCCGAGUAUGCUCUACUCACGGCCAUCGUUAUUUUUUCUGAUCGGCCGAAUUUAUUAGAAGCAUGGAAGGUGGAACAAAUUCAAGAAGUUUAUUUAGACGCAUUGAAAACUUACGUCGACAACCGACGUAAACCAAAGUCGGGCAUGAUAUUUGCAAAACUGCUGUCAGUUUUAACCGAGUUAAGGACACUCGGUAACCAAAACAGCGAAAUGUGUUUCAGUUUAAAACUGAAAAAUAAAAAGCUACCUCCCUUCCUUGCUGAGAUCUGGGACGUGAUGCCCUAGUUUAUUUUUACUCAUCGUCAGCCACCAAUGCUGCUACUACACUACAAGUCGUCGGCUCAGCAAAUUGUCAUUAAAAAAAUUUGCUUUGCAAUUAAUAUCACUAUUAUUAAUUUUAUUAUUAUUAUUGAUAAAAAAAACUAUAACUACUACUACUACUACUUUAAUUAUUAUUAUUAAUUAUUAAUUAUUAUUAAUAUUCAAUAGACGGCGGCGUGAGUGACUCUUUUACUAGUGCACCACUGUGUCACUGUCUCAAGUUAUUUAAUUUAUCAAUUAUUAUUUUAUAUUUUAUUAAUUAAUUAAUAUUAUAAUCAUGUCUUAAUAAUAUAUAUUUAUCGGAGCUGACAACUUCUAUAAAUUAAUUAAAUAAAUAAAUAUAUAAAAUAAAGCAUAAUUUUAAUUAACACAUGAUUAUUAUGUUAAAUAAUUAUUUUUUAAUGAUUAUUUAAAUAUUGAGACAGUGACUCAGGCACCCAGGCUGUGAUACAUAGAGACAGUUACAGAGACUAUAUAAAAAAAAAUAAUAAUUAAAAUAAAACUACACUUAAAUAAAUAUAUAUAAAUAUUUAUAAGAGAGAGCGGGGUACUGUCAAAAAUUUGGUAAAAAAUUAAUUUUUUUUACCGGAUAUUAUUUGUAAAUUUAAAUCUCGAUGAACUCGAGAAAAUUUUAAGUAUUUGGGGUAAAAUGGGACGCGAAAAUGUAAAAAUUUAUGAAAAGUUUGUGAUUAGAUGAACCGUUAUACCCCGGUCUCUUUUAUAUAUACGAUACAUAUAUUAAUAUAUCUCCUGGCUAUCCGUUAAUAUAUACAUAUAUAUGUAUAUAAUUGUAAAUCAUUUGUAUGACGUACUGAUUAAGCGGUAAAGAGAUAUUUAAAAAAAAAAAACGCGGGGAUGAGUGAAGAAAAUAAAAAAAGUUUUUUAAAUAAAUAAUAAAAUAAAAGAGAUGGAAAAUGAUGGAUUAAUAAAAUCGUUUGUCGGUCACUGUUGAGCAGUGAUUGGUAACACGGUUUUAAUUAAUUAAUGAUAUACAUAAUAUGAGAGUCUAUAUCACAUAUAUUGCAUAAUAUAUAAUAAUAUAUUAUUGCCAGCAUGUGUACGUUUUAUUGUGUUAAACGCAAUUACGGUUAAUGAUGGAUUAUAUAUAAUAAAUAUAAAUAUAUAUAAUUCAAAUAAGUUAAGAUGGAGAAAAAAAUAAAUAGAGUUAAAAUGUAUGAGUUUAAUUUUAGUAUGAAUGACGUUUUAAUGCAUGAGAUUAAAUUGUUUUAUCAUCAAUUAGAAUUCGAAUUUUGAGCUUUAAUUUUUUUUUAUUCAUUUAAAUGACUAAUUACAGUCGACCCGUCAUAGGCCUAGUCUAGGGGACAAGGAAGUUUUUCUUGAAAUUUCAGUCUCCACUACCGGGCAUUUAGUUUUGUUCUCGACUACUCGUUAUAAGCCUGUGGUUAUUUCAUAUUAUUGUAACGUCAUAUUUAAAAAUUCCGCGGGCGUGAUUUCAAAAUUAAGAUUUUCAUAAUUAACAAAAAUUUGAAUAAUUCAUUAUGAAUCUCGAUUUUUGAAUUACAGUUGAAAUAUUGGCCGUAUAAAAAAACUUUUGAAAUA